UACACCUUCCUCGCCCCACGACAUAUCAGCACUCGGCCUUAGGGGUCUCCAUACCACGACCACAAAUCCACAAUCCAAGCCGUGAAUCCCAGUUACAGCAUACUGAGGAAGGGAGGGCAGUUAUCUCAGGCUCUCAGCACGCCCAUGUGCUUGGCUGAAUCAUGGAGCUGCACUGUCUUCCUACUGAGACCCCCACCACAGCCAGCUCCUGCUCUACGGACCCACUGUACGACAACUGCCCCCCUUUUGCCCAGCGAGGGAGGGCCAGGGAAAAGGAAAUGGACAGUGGGGUCGUGUGCCCGGCUGUAACCAGACUCCCAGGCCCCUGCAGCCCUCUGCCUGGUCUGGCCCCAGCUGUGCCUGAGGUUCCCACAGUGGUCAGUGGGGGAGGGGGGCCUGGCGCCUGGCCAGAUCACAGCUACUGCAGCUGGGGAGGAGGCCUGGGAAGACAGGGCAGGGAUGCAGAGCACGGUCCAGGCAUGAACAGAGCAAGAGGAGAACAGGGAGGUAGCAGGAGAGUUGAGGACAGAGCUCAUCUGAACCAGAGCCCCAAUCCAUCCCAGAGUGAGCAGCACAGGAGUGCUCUGUCUCUGUAUGAUAACCUCCCUGAUGCUGCCACCCCGGACAGCCUCCAGGAGGUUUUUGACAUGGAAACAAGUUUCCAGGAACAUGUGCAAGAACAGAUGUAUCAGGCAUGGGUCCCCGAUCAGAACCAAGGACUGAUGGAGGGUGAGGGAGUGAGUGAAGAGAAAAGUCCUUGGUCCUCCUGUGAGAUCAUCCUCGCUGAGAGAGGUGCCGGUAACCUGGACCAGAAUGCGGACGAAGAUAAGAAGCGUGAACAGGAGCCAGAGCUGGACUCAGGAUCCUGUGGAUUUAAGCUGGGGGGCCGCAUGCUGCAUCUCCAGCUACCACAGUCACCUCACAGCCUUACAGCAAGUUCCCCUCAGGAAUGCCCAACUGACCGCCAGGCCCUGUGGCCCACUGCUGGAGCCCGGCACCCAGAGCAGUCGUCCUGGUCUCCCAGGGUACCCCCUCCCGUACCCCUUGCCGACCCCUGUGCCAGUGCCCUUCGCAGCCUCCUCACCAGCCUCCAACAGCAGAUAGUCCGACAGAGGGAGGAGUAUGAGGAAAGGAUAAUCAGCUUAGAGCAGAGAAAUGAAGAGCUGCAGGUAGAGGUUGUGCGGUUGAAGACAAACCUUGCACAGCACCGGCACUGGUACCAGGUUAUCCAGGCUAAGAUUGUGGAGUCUGAAAGGGCCCGGGCUGCCGCAGAACUACACAAUGCAAUGCAGCAGAGAGAGAUGGAACAGUUCUUUGACACCUUCGGAGAGCUCAACAAUGAGGCCAAGAAGACAGAAUACAUUGUCAAGAGCUUUUGAAGAAUAUGUACGGUGUGCGAUAACAUGAGUGACGUGCGCAAAGUGUUGGGGAAAAAAAAAAAAGUCACAAGACCUUGUAUACUAGUUUGUUUCUUCUUUGGCAGAACAUUUUGUCCCUCUUUGGGAGGGAUUUAAGUGAUGUACAGCUGUUUCUUCACUGAGAGAAAAUAAGUCACUGAUGUCCACUUUAUUAGUUGCGUAAGGGUAAAAGAUGUUGGCAAAGUGAUAAUAUUGUGGUCAUUGCAAUCACACAGGACAUCUCUGAAAAUAAAAGGAGAAACAAACUGAACAAAAAUGUGAGAUGUACAGUGUAUACAAUGGAGAUUUUUUUUAAACAUGUAAACACACAAGAUGUUCUGAACACUAUAAUGCUCAGUCCUUCUGUCCUCCAUCUGAUUAGAUGUUCAGGAGUGAACUGGCCGCUCCUCUGGUCGUUUAAGGCUUGACUGAAAGAAUAAGGUCAUGGUUUUUAAAAAGGAAAAUAUAGUGUACAACAUGGUGCAUAAGUCCUCAGUGACUCUAUAGUGUAAUAUUUCUGCAUGUCCAUCACACUGUGCAAUCAGUUCUGCAAAAAGCAGCUCCACAGUCCAUUGCCAAGGUUCACCUUUGAGCUUCAAUCUGAAGUUGCAAGGUCCAGAUUUUGAUUCAGGACUCCACAGUCACAUCCUCAUUUUAAACCACAUGUCUGCUUUUUGUUGCUGGGCCAACUUCCUCCAUAGACAUUGCCUUUACGGACGGGGUGACUGCUGUGUUUACGGACGAUUCAAAGGAGAUAAUGAAGGAGAGUGCUGCACAGUACAUUUGGUAACACAUACACACAUAUAAGCUUACAAAGCAAAAAAAGCAAAAAAAAAAAAAAAAAACAAAAA
Messenger RNA from Xiphias gladius (swordfish), 2248 nucleotides. RefSeq lists its product as uncharacterized. Bases 162 to 1379 code for a protein of 405 amino acids. The transcript has 2 exons. The record is from RefSeq and is a predicted model, not a curated record. Lineage: Eukaryota; Metazoa; Chordata; Actinopteri; Istiophoriformes; Xiphiidae.